Cucumis melo (muskmelon) is the source of this 2132-nucleotide messenger RNA. RefSeq names its product fatty acyl-CoA reductase 2, chloroplastic. Gene Ontology annotation, molecular function: alcohol-forming very long-chain fatty acyl-CoA reductase (NADP+) activity. Bases 229 to 1902 code for a protein of 557 amino acids. The record is from RefSeq and is a predicted model, not a curated record. NCBI's taxonomy places the organism in Eukaryota, Viridiplantae, Streptophyta, Magnoliopsida, Cucurbitales, Cucurbitaceae. The transcript is spliced from 9 exons. Gene Ontology annotation, biological process: long-chain fatty-acyl-CoA metabolic process; suberin biosynthetic process. Gene Ontology annotation, cellular component: intracellular membrane-bounded organelle.
CUCUUUUCAGAAACUUACCUAAACUCCAUCUCCUCCCUUUCUCCUUUAAAACCUCCCACACACUUUUUCCCUCUCUUUUAACAAAAUCAAACCCAUUUCUCAUCCAAAACCCUUUGUGUUGUUCACUUGCAUUUUCCCUUCUCUCUUUUCUUUUUUUUUUUUCUUUUUUUUUUCUUCUUCUUUCUUCCUUUCUUCUUUCUUUUUUUUUUUUUUCUUUCCUCCCAAGUUAUGGAAACUUUGACUCUCAAACCUUUCUCCGUCAUGCCAAGCAUUAAAUGCGGUUGGCGGUCUUUGUCCACGUUGUCGAAGGUCAGCAUGCGUGUGGUUGCAUGUAGUGGUGCGUUGAAGCCUUCGAUCUCGACGGAGAGGGUUUCGUCGUCGUCGGUGGUGGUACGGGCAGCGGAGAGCGUGGUUUUGGCCCCACCCAACGGCAAAAGCGACGAAAUUGCUGUCAAGAGUUUGGUUCCUUACGUGGACAUGGAUGAGGAUGGAGGGAUUGGCAUCGUCAAAUUCCUUAGAGGGAAAGUUUUUUUCAUCACUGGUGCCACUGGUUUUCUUGGAAAAGUUCUUAUAGAGAAGAUAUUGAGGACAGCACCAGAUGUGGGUAAAAUUUAUGUUUUGAUUAAGGCUAAAGAUGAGGAAGCUGCAGCAGAGAGGUUGAAAAAUGAUAUUAUAAAUACUCAACUUUUCAAAUGUCUAAGACAAAUUCAUGGGAAAUACUACAUGUCGUUUAUGAUGAGCAAGCUGAUUCCUGUUGUGGGGAAUGUGUGUGAAUCAGAUGUGGGACUACAUGUCGACUUUUCUCAUUUGAUUGCAAACGAUGUUGAUGUUAUUGUCAACUCCGCCGCCAAUACAACUUUUGAUGAAAGAUACGAUGUUGCUAUUGACAUUAACACAAAGGGACCAUCUAACCUCAUGGAAUUUGCUAAAAAAUGCUCAAAACUAAAGUUGUUCUUGCAAAUUUCAACAGCAUAUGUGAAUGGACAAAGGCAAGGGAGAAUAAUGGAAAAGCCAUUUUGCAAGGAGUUGGAUGUUGAGAGUGAAAUGAAGUUGGCUUUUGAAGAUAAUGGCAUGGGCCAAAACAUGAAAGAAUUGGGCCUUCAAAGAGCAAAAAGAUAUGGAUGGCAAGACACAUAUGUAUUUACAAAGGCAAUGGGAGAAAUGGUCAUUGAUGAAAUGAGAGGAGAAGUACCUGUUGCUAUAAUAAGGCCAAGUGUCAUUGAAAGCACUUUCAAAGACCCAUUCCCUGGUUGGAUGGAAGGAAAUAGGAUGAUGGAUCCUAUAGUUUUGUACUAUGGGAAAGGGCAACUCACUGGCUUUUUGGUGGAUCCUAAUGGUGUCAUUGAUGUUGUGCCAGCAGACAUGGUGGUGAAUGCAACAUUAGCAGCAAUGGCAAGGCAUGGAAGAGCUCCAAGGCCAAGCAUGAACAUCUACCACGUCGCCUCCUCCGUUGCCAAUCCUUUAGUUUUUCACCGCCUCGCCGACCUCCUCCACCAGCAUUACGACUCUUCACCCUGCCUCGAUGUUGACGGUACCCCUAUCCGUGUCCCCUCCAUGAAGCUCUUCGACUCUGUCGAUGACUUCUCCAAUCACCUUUGGCAGGACGCCGCCCGACGUUGCGCAUCCACACCCGACGGGAAGCUAUCCAAGAAGCUUGAAGCUAUUUGCAAAAAGACGGUGGAGCAACUAAAGCACUUGGCUGAUAUUUACCAGCCUUAUACCUUCUUCAACGGAAGAUUUGACAACAGCAAUGUUCAAGGACUGAUGGAGAUUAUGAGUGAAGAAGAGAAGAGAGAAUUUGGAUUUGACGUGGAGAGCAUUGAUUGGAAGGAUUACAUUACCAAUGUCCAUAUUCCUGGUUUAAGGAGGCAUGUCAUGAAGGGCAAAAGAGGAUUUAAUUAAUUAAUGUGUACCUAAAAUAUUCCCCGAAUUGCCUAACAUAUAUAUAUAUAUAUAUAUAUAAAAUCAAUAACCUGUAAUAAGAAUACUGUCUCUUUGGGUUGUUUUUUUCUUCUUUUUUCAUUUAAUAAGUAAUUCUGGGGUCAUACCAAGUUUUUUGACCCUUUCACUUUCUUUGUAAUUAAUGAAUGUGUUUUUCUAUGGAAAAAUUUGUUGCUUGAUUGUUGAAUGAA